Molecule: messenger RNA, 4901 nt
Organism: Cydia pomonella (codling moth)
Lineage: Eukaryota; Metazoa; Arthropoda; Insecta; Lepidoptera; Tortricidae
Exons: 9
Coding region: 941-4456 (1171 amino acids)
Biological process (GO): microtubule cytoskeleton organization
Cellular component (GO): cytoplasmic microtubule; cilium
Molecular function (GO): microtubule binding
Source: RefSeq, a predicted model, not a curated record
ACCAAAAAAAUCAAACCAAAUCAAUUCCAAAUGCACGUAAUACAUAAUUUUUAAAUAAUCAAGAGGGCCUUUACCAGUUGGUGUGGUCACUGGUCAGGUCAACUAAUCAAAUUUCGGUAGCUAUGAGUGUGAAGAAUUAAUAUUUAUAAAUAUGCAUUUGUUAUUUCCCAGCAUCCUUUCUUGUACCUACAAAAAAAAUGGUCGACGUCUAAGAACCUUUCUCUUUGGCGUUGGGACUGGUUGGGGAUGGGAUUCUUCAGAAAUAGUGUAAUUUUUUUUAAAUAGGUUAUGUGCAUCGCGCACAUGACACCCUUGGUACAAAUACAAGCGUCCAUAAUUUAUAAGCUAUAUUACCACCGAGUGGACUAUAUACUUGUUUGUUACCGACGUGGCCUAAAUAGCUGAAAUUUGAUGAUAGAGAAGACAAAGUUGGUAAGUAUAGAGAGCAGAGGGCAUAAACAUUUGGGGUGUAAAGGAUCUCGAUUUCAUAAAACAAUAACAUAUAACUAACAUCACCAAAAGAAAUAACAAAAUCAGCUUAAUAAGUAGCUAACUAAGCAAGGGAAGCCAACAGGCGGCAUUAUCGCAUUUAUCGCUAAAGAGCGAAAUAUAUACCUUCUAAAUAACCCUCACGAAAAAGACUUUCUUUCAUAAUUUGUAAUCAGACCCGGUUUCUAAUUAUUAAUUAAAGUACUAAUUUAUUUAUAUAACUUAACAUUUAGGACAUAAGCAAUAACCAUAUUUCAUGGUUGUGUGUGUGUAGGUAGAAGUUCAGCCUGGAAACGUUAUGGGGUUAAGUUAGCGGUCGUGGUAAAGUGUGCAUGUGUGAGCCAUCGAUUGGUCAGGGACGGCGUGGCGUACCGUCCGAUCAUUAACCCAGUUGUGUUCGCGACGCGGCGCCGCCGGGCACGCGACCGGCCGGCUCGCUCAGUCCACCACCAUGCAACUGCCGGAGACGGCGCCUCCGCCCCUCGCUCCGCUAUGGGACCGUGUCCUCCGCGCCCGGGCGCUGCCGCCAGACCUCGACGUCGAGCUCCUUUACGUCGCUAUAAGGGAUCGCCUCACGCACCCUGAAUGGGAAGUCCGUCUCCAUGCUCUUCGCGUGCUCGCUGAUCUCCUGCCGCUCUCUGGCAACGCACUGACGUUCCCUUUCGAUCAAGUUAUAGAUAACCUGGGACAUGGCUCCCCUAACGUCCGCAAAGCUGCACUAGAUGCUUUGAAAGUAUUUUGCACCCAUUGCGAGGACCCAGAAUGCGCGGCUAGAGCUAUUUUAGACAAGUGCUCUUAUCAUAACAUUAGACCACAUUCAGCCGAUUUUGACACCAAAGUUAAUGUAAUAACGGGCUUAAUUCUAUCCAUUCCUUCAGUUAUGGCAAUUUUAAAAAGAAGGCACCCUGUUUUGGAUACGUUUCCUAUUUUUCAAACGUUAGGAGAUAAACUUUUUGAUCAUGUACACAGAGAUAUUGCGUUAAGAUCGCUUAUUAAGCUAAGAAGAGUUGUCGGCCCGAGAGAUUACAUGAUUUACUUGUCGAGAUUAGAGCCAAAAGUGCAAGAUAAAUUUCGAAUUUUGUGUGAAGUGUAUGAUGAAGAUUCGCUUGACGUGUACUAUGCUCCGAGAAAAACUACUUACCGAGAUAAAAACAGCCAUCAGCUGGUUAAAAUAAACCAUGUUUUUAAUAGUCCUGUACCUACCCCAAUCAGACUUUCAACUUGUGAUAACUCAUCUGAUGAGUCAUAUAACCACGUGCCAUAUUUUGGAAAUAAUUACGCAAAAGUGAUAAUUGAAACUGAAAUAAAAUUCGACUCCGAUACUGCAAUUACGAUGACUGUUUUAGAGGAGAAUGAGACUGAAUCUGAGAGGAAUACGGGUAGUGAAGAAGAUUGUGAUAGUUCCGAUCGGAACAUGCUGAAAUAUAGCGAUGGGGACUCGGAAGACAUGGAUGUUGUAGUUAAAAAGGUGCGAUUCGGAGGUGAAAGUGUUAAAAUUCGCACACCUGACAGCGAAAACAUAGCAACGAGUGAAGACGAUGCUAUUCAAAACAAACCUGCAGCCAUACAACAUACACACAUCGAGGAAGCGUCUAUGCAAGUAACACCAUUAAUUGUGAGUAAAAUGAAUGAGAUAAAACGAGAAGCAUUUGAAAGGGAAUCGCAAAGCAAACCUAAAAAGAGUGGAAUCCCAUUACCAGUUAUUAACAACAAACCUCGCAACCCCACUAUAGAAGCAACUUACAGUAAAGUGAAAUUAAAAUCGAAAUCAUUAAGUGAACUAUAUGAUUACUUUAGGUCUAAGAACGAAGCUCCAGAGGACAUUUUAAAAAAUUCGGGGUUUACACUGACUUUGACUGAGAUACGAACUCCGGAUAAACUUCCGAGUCCAGUGGAACCACACAGAGAAGUUGAGGUGCUUCACAAUCUACAGCGAAGUCCAACAGUGUCUCCUCGCCGAAGAUCAACACGUCUACAUCUAGAGCAGGAUGGAUUCGUGCUGAGCCUUCUAGCGUCAUCACCGCCCAAAGAAGAAGACUACCUCUCUCCGCGCGGACCCUCACCACUUCGCGGACACUACCAAUGGGAAGAUUUAGGAAUAGUCCCAAAACAUAUUUCGGAUCAAUUACACAAUACGGAAAACUGGAUAACAGCAGUAAAAGCAGCUGACCAGCUGCACAGUGCUCUGCUAGACGCAGAGAACGUGCGGCGCGCAGAGCCGGCCGCCCUCUCGCUUGUACAACACAUGUGGGCCUUAAGCGAAGAGGUUUCGGCAGCCAGAGCUCCAGCAGAAGGAGCAGUCUGUGCCUUACUGCGAGAAGCCAGCAAGGACUACGUUCGGCAGCUCCUGCCAGCCUUAGUAGCUAGGAUGGGGCGAGAACCACCACCCCCUGCGCUACCUCAUGCGAUGCUGCAGUGCAUACCAUUGCACAAUUUAAUUGAUGUAAUCUUCGACCCUGCUGUAAUCGGCAUGUCUGGCGACACUGAGCGAAUGCAAAGUACUCAACUUCGCGCUGCACUUUGCCUCGCAAAGGCUGCCGGGCCCGCGGCAGUGCUGACCGCAGUUCGGAGACGACUCGCCGACACCGCCAGAGCUGAUGUGUUUUGUAAUAAGUUACGAGAGCGACUCAGUAAGCCUGUCGAGAAUAAACCCAGCCACGUGUCAAGGAGCUCCCUUCUUCCGGUGCCAGUGCGGAGACGCGCUCGCUCGACGCCCUCGCCUGCGGCUCCGCCUCCGCCUAGACGAUUAAGACCAUUACCAGACUCUGCUCCAUUACCAAGUAUUUCACAAGCAAACGGGGAGUCUUUACACAAAACUUUAUCACCGAUUCUACUAAGUGACAAAGAUUCGAGCGCGCUCACCGCUACUUGUGAAGAUGUCACUGAAGAGAAAGAAAAUAAGAUAUCGUCGGAAAAUCUAAUUUUCGGGGAAACCACUAUCGUAGACAUUCCUGUAGAUGAAAUUGAUAAUGCACCGCCCGCACCGCACUCGCCGUCUAUUCACGUUGAAGAUUAUUCGGAAAAGUCUAUUAAAGGCGUCGAAUCUCAGAAUGAGAAUAGUUUGAAAGACAAUAAUUCACUUCAAAGUAACGAUGAUUUUGGUUCGCAGAAAUCAUUAAGUUACGAAGGGGCCGAAUCGCCUCUUUCGCGACCUCAGAGCAGAAUUUCCUCGCCCAGUCCGGUGUCGGCUAGGAGUAGAAAUGUAUCUGCCAGCCCAAUAAAAAGCGGUCAGCGGUCGCCCGACCCCACGAGCAACGUUUACAACCAGAAGGCCGCGUGCGAACGCGACGUACGUUCGGCGCUCACGGAGUGUAUAGUGCCCGCUAAACACGAAGAUUGGGAAGUUAUAGUGAAUGCAUUAACAGAAGCGGAGCGACUCGCGUCGGACAGCGGAGCGCGGGCACCGGCAGCGAGCUGGCGGGCGGUAGUGCGGUCGACGGCCACUCACGUCAAGUCACUACGUUCUCGCGUAGCCCGAACCGCGUGCUCCACUAUGGGAUCUCUGUUCGAACAUCGAGGCCGGUCGCUGGACCCCGAGUUGGAGGAUGCGGCAACGGCGCUGCUGGAGCGCUGCGCGGACGUGAAUCGGUUUCUGCGAGCGGACGCCGCCUCGGCGCUGGUGCGCGUGGCGUGCGGCAGCAGCAGCGCGCGGGCCGCGGUGGCGCUGGCGCGGAGAGGCGCGACGCACCGCGCCGGGCCGGUGCGGGCGGCGACGGCGCAGGCGCUGACGCGGCUGGUGGAGCGGCGCGGCGCGGCGCGCAUGCUGGACCUGCCGGCCGAGCCGCGCACGCUGCUGCUGCGCGCGGCGGGCGAGCUGCUCGGCGACGCGAGCGCCGAGGCGCGCCUGCACGCGCGGCUGCUCUGCCUCGCCCUACUCGAAGACACGCGGUUUCGGCCGAUGCUCAAAGAAUCCAUGCAGCCGACCCGAUAUAGAGCCAUACAGAAAUUUGUGGAUAAAUUGCGAUGACCAUAAUAUUAUACUUAAGUAUAUGACAAUUUUACGACUCGGGACCUACAAUAGGUAUAUAAAUUAGGUACUAAUAAUAACCAUUAUUCGGUUAAUAUAAGAUAUAAGGCAUACUUGGCACCGUACGUCUAAUAGCUCCAUCCAAAUCGUGAGAUUGUGCAAUUACCUAGAUUUCAAUUAGGUACGUUUAAGCAAAGUAAUUAGUAUCUAUUAGGUACUUAAACAAAGUGUCUUAUUAAAAUGUGCAUUAAAAUGACUGAAUUGUGCGAAAGGUAUUUUUAUAGCUAAAUAAUCUUAUUUAAUACGAAUAAACAUUUUAUUAUGAAUCCAUUGUUAUCCUCCAUCGGAGUGAGCUUUCUUAAAAAUAAUAUACAUUCCUGAAACUAAAUAUAUGUAUUUGUUUAUAAGAUUUUAAUAGAAGAAAAUUAAAUACACAAAUUAUGAA